AUGCAAAGUUCCCUCACCAUGUCCGCCUCCACGGUGCGCUUUCGAUCCCGCACACCAGGACCGGAAGAUCACCGCUCUUUGCGUUCCAGUACCCUCGGCAACAGCUCAGACUGUAUCUACAGCCUUCUCGGGGACUCCCUAUCUGGCCUGAAUCUGCUGUCGCCGCAGUCACCUCACCGUCGAUAUCCCUACAAUGACCGACUUGCCACUAAUUGGUCCCAUCUCAAAAAUCAAAUUCCCGGCGACCACCCGGAUGCCGUCGACCUGCAUGGACGAAUGGGAGCAUACCCUGGCAGUGAGUUCACAGCGCCUUACACUAAAUUCCGUUCAAGCUGUUUAAGUAGUGAGUCAGUCGUAAGCACUGCAGUCUCCACAAUUCCUGUCACUGAGCUUUUUAAAACUCGUUUGUCUGUUUUCAUGUCGCUAAUGUCUGUAAAAACUCCAUCCAAUAAACUCAUGGUCAUAAACACUUGA
Messenger RNA from Dibothriocephalus latus, 474 nucleotides. The record is from the annotation of a GenBank genome assembly. NCBI's taxonomy places the organism in Eukaryota, Metazoa, Platyhelminthes, Cestoda, Diphyllobothriidea, Diphyllobothriidae.